AUGGUCACAGGAGGCAAAGGCGAGAUGUCUUCCUCAUCGAUUCCUGUCGAAGACGAGUGGCUGACAUUUGCAGAUUCAAAGUCCACUUGUAAACUCAUCGACACUACCGUCGAUGGAUUGAACGAAGUCGACUCUCUUGAAUUCUGCCUCUUCCGCCCUAAUAAGGAUGGCCAUCCAGAGUUCAAAUGCGGUGAUGUGGUCGCACUCCGGAGUGUAAAGAACGUGAAUCAGCAUCGCAUCCCCACUGUCGAGGAGUUCCAGACAAUGGUCGCACAGUCGGCGACCUUCGUGGACAAGUUUCGUGUGCUGCAAAACGUCGAGCCUGGUAGAUUCUACGAUCUCAUCGUCAAGGUAGCGCGCAAACCAUACGACCAGGGGGACAAGGUCACGCUGUGGGUGACGGAUUACACGGAGAACCCUGCAUUCUACCGAUUCCCGGAGCGAUCGAGCAACGGCCUCGCCGACCCCCAGGGAAACCCUGACGGGGACCCCUAUGGGUACUGCUCCAAAUUCAUCAACAGAGACAACAUUGCGACCGCGCCAGACGCUAUACCAGGUCAGCGCAGCCUCCAAGUCACCUGUUUUGAGCCACAUGCAUCUGCGAUUCGCGAAGAAAACAUCGAUAGAAACGCCUGGGUAUCCAUGAAGAAUGUGCAGAUCAAGUACGGCAACAACCAGGCGAAUCUAGAGGGGUUUCUCCGCGAAGAUCGCGCUCGUGGGUCCAAAAUCGGCAUUUCGCAAAUUGACCUCGACGAGCUUCGACGAAAAGAGCUGAAUCCAAAUACUGACCAACGGCUGAGAGACGCCCUGAGGCGGAACCGCGACUACGAGAAACAGAGAAAGGGCUCCGACGACUUGAUCGCGCAGGCAGCGCAAGCAGGCCAGAAACGCAAGGCCGCGCCAGCUACUGGGAAUGGUCCCACUACAGAAAACGCAAAAGCCCGGCGUCGGAAAAGACGAAUGAAGAAGCAAGAAGCAGAGGUCGCUGCACAGGCUCCCGCAAACGGCGGCAAUGGGCGCGGAGUCCAACCCAUUCAUCAGGACGAGAGCAGGACGCUGGAGGUCAAGGAGGAGGAGCCUUCGCUGCCAACUUUCGAUUUGAACACAUUAGGUAGGCUGCCCGUCGCUGAUUGCCACUACGCGCUUGCCAACAAGAAAACAGUAAAAUGCGAGCACUCCUCGGAGCCACCAAGCACGGUAGCCAGUAUCCUUAAAAAACACAUCAUCCGGACGGACGUCGGCGACCAAAUGGUAGACCUCACCCUGCCAUUUGUCUGCCGGAAUCACCGCCUCGACGUCCGCGUCGUAGACUACUACCCGCACGACAUGCGCAAGUUUGCUCGGCCGAAGAAAUUGGCCCAGUUUGACAUGCUUUCAGACAAUGAGGAGUCGGACGAGGAAGGCUCCGACACGGACAUGGAAUUUGGGGCCCAUGCCGCGCCCUAUGAGUGGGAAUGGCGAUUCUCGCUCUUGCUGGAAGACGCGAGCAUGACAGCUGCCGGAGACUCUCGGGAGCAGGUCUGGGUGUUCGUGGACAACAAGGCCGUACAGUGCCUCAUCAACCUCGAUGCCUCCAACCUGUAUCGCGAGGCAGAUGACCUGAAAGCCCUGCAGGAAGCCAUGGCCGUGCUAUGGGGCAACCUCCCCCAAACCAAAGAGCCAGCCCUCGCGGCUCAACGAGAACGGCCGCGGACGCUGGCUGACGCGCCACCCCCUGACAGUUCGGACGCUGAUAACCAAGCCGAGAAAGCUGCUGUUCAACUCGACAACAAGCCAUUCAACUGCUGUGUCAAGCAGUACGGUGUCAAGGUUCGCGACGACGACCCCGACAAAUGCAAUGCAGGCGAUGACUUCCGUUGGGAGCGCAUGUUUGGCCUGUACGGUACACGACUGACGCUUCCGAUCUGA
Messenger RNA from Emericellopsis cladophorae, 1908 nucleotides. RefSeq lists its product as uncharacterized. The record is from RefSeq and is a predicted model, not a curated record. Gene Ontology annotation, cellular component: nuclear telomere cap complex. Gene Ontology annotation, biological process: regulation of telomere maintenance via telomerase; telomere capping. The coding region runs from base 1 to 1908 and encodes 635 amino acids. NCBI's taxonomy places the organism in Eukaryota, Fungi, Ascomycota, Sordariomycetes, Hypocreales, Bionectriaceae. The transcript has 2 exons. Gene Ontology annotation, molecular function: telomerase inhibitor activity; G-rich strand telomeric DNA binding.